AUGAGGAACCAUUCAAUGCAAACAGAGUUUAUUCUUUUGGGUCUGACAGAUGACCCUAAAUUGCAAGUUGUAAUUUUCCUCUUUCUAUUUUUUACCUACAUUUUGAGUGUGACAGGAAACUUAACCAUCAUCCUCCUCACUUUGCUAGAUUCCCACCUUAAGACACCGAUGUAUUUCUUCCUACGGAAUUUCUCAUUUUUAGAGAUCUCAUUCACAACUGUUUGUAUUCCAAGAUUCCUGGGGAGCCUAGUGAAUAAGGACAGAACUGUUUCCUAUGAGAGUUGUAUGGCUCAGUUAUUUUUUUUUAUCUUUUUGGGAGUGACAGAAUUUUACCUUCUCGCAGCUAUGUCCUAUGACCGUUAUGUGGCUAUAUGUAAACCUCUGCAUUAUACCACCAUCAUGAGUAACAGAGUUUGCUACCAACUUGUACUCAGCUCUUGGGUAACUGGAUUCGUGAUUAUCUUCCCUCCAAUGAUCUUGGUACUCAAGUUGGAAUUCUGUGCUUCCAAUGUCAUUGAUCAUUUUAUUUGUGAUUCUUCUCCCAUACUGCAGAUCUCUUGUUCAGAUACACAUUUCCUAGAGCUAACGUCUUUCUUCUUGGCCGUGGUGACACUAAUGGUCACCUUGAUGUUAGUGAUUCUUUCCUAUGGCUACAUCAUCAAGACAAUUCUCAAAUUCCCUUCUGCUCAGCAAAAGACCAAAGCCUUUUCUACCUGUUCUUCCCACAUGAUUGUAGUUUCCAUUUCUUAUGGUAGCUGUAUAUUCAUGUACAUCAAACCAUCAGCAAAUGAUAGAGUGACUUUAAGCAAAGGAGUAGCUGUACUCAAUACCUCAGUUGCCCCCUUAUUGAAUCCCUUCAUUUAUACCCUAAGGAACCAGCAAGUGAAACAGGCCUUUAAGGAAAUGGUCCAGAAAGUUUUAUUUGCUUCAAACCAAUGA
Molecule: messenger RNA, 939 nt
Organism: Pteronotus mesoamericanus
Lineage: Eukaryota; Metazoa; Chordata; Mammalia; Chiroptera; Mormoopidae
Product: olfactory receptor 6C75-like
Exons: 1
Coding region: 1-939 (312 amino acids)
Biological process (GO): G protein-coupled receptor signaling pathway
Cellular component (GO): membrane
Molecular function (GO): G protein-coupled receptor activity; olfactory receptor activity
Source: RefSeq, a predicted model, not a curated record